Molecule: messenger RNA, 429 nt
Organism: Habropoda laboriosa
Lineage: Eukaryota; Metazoa; Arthropoda; Insecta; Hymenoptera; Apidae
Product: tctex1 domain-containing protein 1-like
Exons: 3
Coding region: 1-429 (142 amino acids)
Biological process (GO): microtubule-based movement
Cellular component (GO): cytoplasm; cytoplasmic dynein complex
Molecular function (GO): dynein intermediate chain binding
Source: RefSeq, a predicted model, not a curated record
AUGUCAGGCAUUCUCGGUCUCUCCCAAAGUCGCGUGUUCUUCCACAAACGUGGCGAUCGUGGCAAGGUUCCCAAGUAUCAGAACACCUAUCGGCUGGAACCGUUUCAUUACUUCGACAUCGAGGUGGUCGAUAACAUGGUGAAAGACAUAAUGGAGAGUAGACUGUCCUGGACGACAUCGUAUCAUCCGAAUCAAAUGGCGAAAUUGUCCUUCGAGAUUGGAGCCGAGUUGCAAAAGGCACUCUGCAAAAAGGAUUACGAUAGGUACAAAUUAGUGGUACAGGUGACUAUAGUUCAACGUCUUGAUCAAAGUAUCCACGCGGGGUUUCAGUGCCUUUGGGACGUGGACCGGGACAAUUAUUCCUACUAUGUUUUCCAAAACAACCAUAUCUACGCGUGGUGUUGCGUGUUCGCUACGUACUUCGAGUGA